AUACACGGCAGUGACAAUACGCCCCUCCAACUUGUAAUUACGACUAUAAAACUUAGAUGACCUCUGGUCCCCGAUCUUUCCCCGUUGAGCUCUGAUGUCAUCCCCGAUCUUUCCCCCUUGAGCUCCGUUGAGCUCUGAUGUCAUCCACCACUGAAAGUGGCAACAAACAUUUCGGCUGUCAAUGGUGAGAAUAGUUAUUGCGUUCCUUCGGAGCUCUGAACAUGUUAACGCUCCAAGUCAUUCCUCCGAAGUAGACAAGUCGUUCCUCCAUGACGUGAAUGUGGUCUAAGCCUCUGUACUACCCGGUGAGUGUGUGGAGCUGUGCAUUGCCAUAAAAAUCUAAGUUAUUAUUAUUAGUCUAGCUCCACACAUGAUUUUGCCUCACAGGCUCCCCUGCCUGGUCUGGGCAACUACACAAGCCUGCCUGGGGGAGGGAUUGAGUAUGGUUACAUCCAAAAUGGCAUCCUAUUACCUAAAAAGGGCUCUAGUCAAAAUCGAGUCAAUGUGGAGACUAUAAACAGGGGGUACCAGUUCAGAGUCAAUGUGGAGGCUAUAAACAGGGGGUACCAGUUCAGAGUCAAUGUGGAGGCUAUAAACAGGGGGUACCAGUUCAGAGUCAAUGUGGAGGCUAUAAACAGGGGGUACCAGUUCAGAGUCAAUGUGGAGGCUAUAAACAGGGGGUACCAGUUCAGAGUCAAUGUGGAGGCUAUAAACAGGGGGUACCAGUUCAGAGUCAAUGUGGAGGCUAUAAACAGGGGUACCAGUUCAGAGUCAAUGUGGAGGCUAUAAACAGGGGGUACCAGUUCAGAGUCAAUGUGGAGGCUAUAAACAGGGGGUACCAGUUCAGAGUCAAUGUGGAGGCUAUAAACAGGGGGUACCAGUUCAGAGUCAAUGUGGAGGCUAUAAACAGGGGGUACCAGUUCAGAGUCAAUGUGGAGGCUAUAAACAGGGGGUACCAGUUCAGAGUCAAUGUGGAGGCUAUAAACAGGGGGUACCAGUUCAGAGUCAAUGUGCCAGUGUGCGGGUCACCGGUGUCGAGGUAAUUUUGUACAUGCAGGUUGGGUUAUUAAAGUGGCUAUGCGUAGAUAAUAACAGAGUAGCAGCAGCGUGGGGGGGGGGGCUCUCAUGGCUUUUAGAAGCCUCUUGAACCUAGAUUUGGCGCUCCGGUACCGCUUCCCGUGCAGUAGCAGAGAGAAGUCUAUGACUAGUGUGGCUGGAGUCUUUGACAAUGUUUAGGGACUGCCUCUGACACCGCCUGGUAUAGAGGUCCUGGAUGGCAGGAAGUUUGGCCUCGGUGAUGUACAGGUUCACAAGCUCUUUACGUUUUAAAUGGAUUACUCAAUCACCACAUACAGACUCGGAGGGAGGGAGGGAGGGAGGGAGGGAGAGAUUAAAUGGGUAUCAUUAGUUACAGACAGACUGUAAACCACUAACACACUUGAUAGCCCGUAGGGACCUAAAAUUAAUUCCCAUUCAAAAUCCUAUUUUCCCUAAACCUUUACCCUAACCUGUAACUUAACCAAACCCUAAUUUUAACCCUAAUCGUAAACCUAACCCCUAAGAUUAAAAUAGACUUUGUCCUCAUGGGGAUGUGGGAAAUGUCCCCACAAGGUAGAACUACCCUUGUUUUACUAUCCUUGUGGGGACUUUUGGGGAUUUCAGGUCCACACACACACACACACACAACUUUAGGAAUGGGACAUAUCAUAUUUUUAUAUGUAAAAGUAUCUUACUGCUCUAUUUUAUUUAGAAUUUACAGAAUCCUUCUAACUUGUUGAAACUCGCCGAACAAUGACUCCCACCAAGACAAGCCAGGACGGCUCUCACUGUGACAGCUCAGUGGUUGCAUCUGUCUCAAAUAGCCCCCCAACACAGAUGCAUAUCAACAAAGGUUCCACCCUAACCCCCUCUGAUGGCUCAGGGGACUCAGCAGGGUGGUCAGCCACUGUGAAGACCCCAGCCUCCGGGACCACCAGAGCCACAGCCAGCCAGGCCAGGGGAGCAGGAGCAAAGACCACAGAUACACGUUACGCCAAAAAGAACAUCCCUACUGUCAGAUAUCAUCCAGAUAUCAUCAUAGAGAAGAAUCCUGAGGCCCAUCAGCAUAGUCAUAGCCCUGUCAAGAGCAGCCAGGUCAGGGGUAAGCCUUUGGUCUCUCCCCCCAGGACCAACCAGGUUGGGGGGAGCUCUAUGGUCUCUCCCCCCAGGACCAACCAGGUUGGGGGGAGCUCCAUGGUCUCUCCCCCCAGGACCAACCAGGUUGGGGGGAGCUCCGUGGUCUCUCCCCCCAGGACCAACCAGGUUGGGGAGAGCUCCGUGGUCUCUCCCCCCAGGACCAACCAGGUUGGGGGGAGCUCCGUGGUCUCUCCCCCCAGGACCAACCAGGUUGGGGGGAGCUCCGUGGUCUCUCCCCCCAGGACCAACCAGGUUGGGGGGAGCUCCGUGGUCUCUCCCCCCAGGCCCGAAGCCAUGCCUCUGGGGUUAGGUCAGAAGAUGGAGGGUGGCGUUGUGGAGGCGGUGGAGCUCCAGACCCGGGGCCAGAGAGAGAACCCCAGUUGGUUCGCCUGGCGUCGGAACCGCAUUACAGCGUCCAUCGCUCACAGCCUCGCCCACAGCCGCUUCGUCACUGGCCAGAGCCAGACCCCGCCUGCUUCCUAUCUGGCUGCCAUCACCGGCCGUGGCACCAACUUCAAAACCCGAGCCAUGAACUGGGGCAUUGAGCGGGAGGCCGAGGCCGUGCGGAGAUAUCAGAGCCUGAAGAGCAAGGCCCUGGGCCGGGCGGUGAGGGUGCAGGAGUGUGGCCUAUUCAUUGACCCCAAGCGCCCCUGGCUAGCAGGCAGCCCUGAUGGCAUUGUAGAGGACCAGAGGACCGGCCAGCGGCUGCUCUGCCUGGAGGUCAAGUGUCCCUACAAGCACCGUCUGAACACUGUAGCCCAGGCCUGUAGAGAGGACCCAGCCUUCUGCCUGACGAUACAGGACCUGGGCGUGGGACAGGUGAGGUACCAUCUGAAACCAGACCACACCUACUACACCCAGAUCCAGUGCCAGCUGGCGGUGACAGGGUUAACCCAGGCUGACCUAGUGGUGUUCACCCUGAAGGAAACAGCCAUCAUCCCUGUGACCUUUGACCCUACGUUCUGGGACGACACGCUGGUCAAGCUGGAGAUGUUCUACACCGACGCUGUCCUGCCCUACGUCAGAGACAACGGACUGGACGUACCAGCCAUGAGGCCAGAGGAGUAGCUAGCACUUAACACACAGGGGGGUGGCUAGCUGGUUCAGGAUGUCAGAUAUAGAAGUCCUGAGAAAAACUGUAGUUUGUGGUGAAGGACUGGUCUGGGUAGAGUAAGUGGUGAAGGGCAAUUGAGACUGCAUAGAUAAGUGGUGGAGGAACCUUCUGCUUUUGUCAGAUAGGCUUGGAGAUUUGAACCUAUCACUUUACUGUCAAAUAUUUGAAUGUAAAUAAACCAUGCCUGCCUUAAGACAUCUCAGAUACCUGGAGCUGAUUUCAUGUGUGCAGAGAUCAACCUAUAUGAUCAUCAGUAGUGUGGCAGCUGACCGGAACAUAGAGUAGUUGUGCUGGAGAUCGCCUGCUUAAAUGGACACUAGAAGAUUACAUGCUUAAUGAUCGUGAUGCUUUGCUCCAUUAAAACAAGACCAAACCACAUUAUCUGGUCUGGUGACUGAUGUUGUGUACAAGGUACUUGUGAAAAUAAUAUGUAAUUAUGUAAACAGAAUAACAAUGAGACUAACGAGUUAGUCCUUGACCUUUAUUACUGCAUGUGUCACAUAUAAUAAACAACUCUUAAAGAAAA
This is a messenger RNA of Oncorhynchus keta (chum salmon), 3815 nucleotides long. RefSeq lists its product as uncharacterized. The record is from RefSeq and is a predicted model, not a curated record. The transcript is spliced from 3 exons. NCBI's taxonomy places the organism in Eukaryota, Metazoa, Chordata, Actinopteri, Salmoniformes, Salmonidae. The coding region runs from base 1792 to 3243 and encodes 483 amino acids.